CUUCGAAGUUCCUGCCGCCGUAUGGCGGAUCAUGAGUCUUUUUCGAACGACGAGCAAAUCCAAGUCUUUUGUUGAUCCCGUAUAUGUCCUCAAGAAGCGGCAAAUCGGUUAUUUCCCUCGGGUCUGGUCGACAUUCUGGAGGUUUCAUGUUCGAACUUCAGCAAGCUCUGCUUGUGGAUCUGGAAACGAGGAACAACAUCAUGGCAAUCGAAAUUCUUCCCCAACUACAGUUCCCACGUUCAUCGACCAUUACGCCGUCCUCGGUUUACCCGGCCCCUUUCCGAGAGAAACGUCACAGAAAACCGCUGACACCGCGAUCAAAACGGCGUACUUUCGAAAGGCGAAGCAGUGCCACCCAGAUGCGAAAGGAAAUAGAGAAGGCGACGCAGCCGGGGCAUCCGCACGAUCAGUCCCUUCGGCUAGUGCGACACCCCAGGAGAAUCAACACGUCGACGACCACUCGCAGAGUGGAGGGAGCAGGAGUGCGCAACUACAGGAAGAGCAGCUUCAAGCUACUUUAAGCAGCUCGAACGGUGCAGCCUCCUUCCUGGCUUUGAACCAGGCGUACCGAGCUCUAAAAAAUGCCGGCGCGAGACUUCUGUACGACCGGGCCUGGAGAGGCAAUUUUCAACCAGAGGAGGUCUCUGUGGCGUUUGAGGAGAAGCGAAACACGGACAAUGUCGCGGAGACGAGGUGGAAGGGGCCAGCGGCCGCUGCGUCAACCGCUCGCACACUUCCUUCAGAAGGUGAUGAACCAAAUAGGAUGCGUCAAGCCCCCUACCCGAAGAGCACCACUGCCUGUGCCUCAACGUCGGCUCCACCAAAAGUGAACAAGCGGCACCACGCAAAUCAUGUUCCCGCGGCAGCAAGUACAGUUUCGUCGUCGUCGUCAAGAGGGAACAAAAGUCCUGCGAAUCGCGCUUUCAACCUGAAUCUAGGGUCCUCGGCUUCCCCAGAAAAGGCCGAUGGGAGCACUGCCGCGCCACCGAGAAGUACCAGCCGAGGAGAGGCGGGGCGAGAUGGGCAAAAAUCAAAACAAGCUGCGCAAAAAGAGCAGCCCAUCAGCCUACAGUACUCGCCAGCCAUGUCGCACGCGCAGGCGAGGGCGCUGUGGGCUAAAAGCAAAACGGGAAGGGAAUACGCAGAGGAAUCUGACGUGAGAAGAAGAAAAAACCGAGAAAGAGACGCGAUUUUGAAAAGCAAUCCUGACUUGCUGUUCCAACAAAUUGUAAACACGUCGGGGGUCUUGAAAAAAAGAAACUUUAAGUGACGCACUUGUAGAUCGAACGCCAGUUGUGAAUUUCUAUUGUAGUAGAUCUAUCCCUACGGUGACGUUUAGCUGCCUUUGAUUCCACAGUGAAGAAAGAUGAUGUUCAUGACAUAGACAUACUCAUGCACUUUUCGUGUGCCUUAUCUCAUUCUCAGCUCUACGUGGUCCCUCGGUCAUUUCUAUCUUUUCUUUGGAGCCACUCCGACUCAAUAGCUUCUGUCAUAUCUGAGCUACUUAUCCCGCACUGCGGGCAAAAUCGGUUUGAAUGAGGCAUGUCACUUCUGAUUCUGUACUUGUUGACGGUAGCACUAUGUAUUGUCUGUGCCAGUGAAGUCCGUCGAGUUGUGGUGCUAGAAAGAAGUCGGUCGCUCGCUUUCUUGGUGCAGCUUGGACUCGCAAUCGUGAAGAGGUGUUGAUCUUGAUCAGCAUUCGUUUUCUACCGGAUUAAUGAAUGUUGAACGCAGGGCUCCCAUUCUUGAAACCUUUUGCUACCCCAUUGAUUUUGCUGACCACCCAAUUUUUCGCAAAAA
Messenger RNA from Amoebophrya sp. A120, 1800 nucleotides. The record is from the annotation of a GenBank genome assembly. NCBI's taxonomy places the organism in Eukaryota, Dinophyceae, Syndiniales, Amoebophryaceae.